Messenger RNA from Drosophila subobscura, 492 nucleotides. RefSeq lists its product as uncharacterized. The record is from RefSeq and is a predicted model, not a curated record. NCBI's taxonomy places the organism in Eukaryota, Metazoa, Arthropoda, Insecta, Diptera, Drosophilidae. The coding region runs from base 1 to 492 and encodes 163 amino acids. The transcript has 3 exons.
AUGAACUUCAAACUGCUCUCCCUUGGAGAGGCACCUUUUAUAAAAAUGACAAAUGCCAAGUGCCAGUCGUACAACAAAUCGUGGGUUGAGAUUCACUAUUGCCGCCUGAAGGCCUACUCCCGGAACAAGACUAGUUUGAAUGUGAAUUUAACAGUUCUGGAAACGGCAAAUAACAUCCACCUGCGACUCAAAUUGAUGAAGAGGGCCAACGGGUACAAGCCGUUUCUCUGGGACUACACCUUUGAUGCCUGCGAGUUCAUGAGGAAACGAAAUCAGCCGGUUGCCAAGAUAUUCUGGAAUAUGAUCAAGGAGGUGUCCACAGUGAAUCACACCUGUCCUUAUGUGGGAUUGCAGAGCUUAAACGAUUUCCACCGGCCUGAAAUUCCCGUUCCAAUGCCAUCUGGGGAAUACCUUCUUCUGUUGAAUUGGAUAUUUGAUGCCAAGCCGCAGUUUGCAACAAAUGUCUACUUCACCCUUGUGGAGGACCCUUAG